Lonchura striata (white-rumped munia) is the source of this 926-nucleotide messenger RNA. Lineage: Eukaryota; Metazoa; Chordata; Aves; Passeriformes; Estrildidae. The record is from RefSeq and is a predicted model, not a curated record.
GCGCAGCGAGGAAGAUAAUGGCAGAUCCUUCAGUGGUGGAUCACCUGACACGACUGAAACUCAAACUCCUAGAAAAGAGACUAGAAAAUGAGCAGGAGAACCUAAAGAAGAUGGACUUUUCUCUCCCAGCUGCAAGGAACAGACCCCAGGACAUUCUCCAAAGUGCCCUGAGGCAAAGGAAAGAUCUGCUGCAGGAGCUUAGGGAGCAGCACCUCCUGGAAGAGCUUUCACAGCCACCUGCAACAGAUGGGGGACACUGCCAUGACCACAGAGCUGCCCUCCCACAAAUCUACCAGAUCCCUUUUCCAGCUUCCCAAGGGGAGCCACCAAGGAUUAUCCAGCAGACAAUGCCAACUCAGCCUGCCACCAUCAUCCAGCAGCUGCCUCAGCCCUCCCCUCUGAUCACACAGAUUCCCCCAGCCCAGCCCUUUGCAGCCCCCCGCUCUGGGAGCAUUAAAGAAGAUAUGGUGGAGAUGAUGCUGAUGCAGAAUGCUCAGAUGCACCAGAUCAUGAUGCAGAACAUGAUGCUGAAGGCUCUGCCGCCAACGCUGCUCACACAGCUUGGGGGAGCCAGCUCUGGGCUCCAGCACACACAGCAGGACCUGCAGCUUGCUGCUCCCCUGGCUGUGAGAGCAGAGAGGCCCAAGGCACCUGUGGUGCACCACCACCACCAUUACCCUCCCACGGGGGUGUUCCCAGUGCCCCCAGUGCCCACAUCCACAGAGCACCACUGGACUGGCAGCUCUGCCCAGCCCACGUGUGAGGAAGUUCUUGCAUGCCAAGACUGGUGAAGAAAUGCACCUUGCUAGAGCGUGGAAGGAGGGGUAACAUGGGGACACACUGUGGCCCACAUACUGACAGUACAGGAUCCUCUGCAAGUGGACCACAGCCUUUCUAAAACCAAUAAAUCCUGCUGUUCUUCCUCA